Penicillium atrosanguineum is the source of this 4434-nucleotide messenger RNA. RefSeq lists its product as uncharacterized. Bases 1 to 4434 code for a protein of 1477 amino acids. The transcript has a single exon. Gene Ontology annotation, biological process: mitotic cell cycle. NCBI's taxonomy places the organism in Eukaryota, Fungi, Ascomycota, Eurotiomycetes, Eurotiales, Aspergillaceae. The record is from RefSeq and is a predicted model, not a curated record.
AUGGCGCGCGCGGCCGUUCUACCCCCAUCUCCUGUCAAACGGGGGGCUCGUACAGCUCCUCGGACGACUUUGACAAAGACUACUGCUUCCGCCGCCGCAAAGAAGAAGGCGCCGGCCCGAGUGCCCGUGAAAAGCGCUCCCUUGUCAGAUUCAGACGAUACCGAAGAUGAGCUUGGUAUGAUGAUGAAAGAACAACACCAACCUGUUCGAUCCCGCGAGAACACUACUGCACGGCCGGCUGCGCGAUCAGCUGCACGACCAGGGGCACGACCAGCGACGAAAGCUAUUGCCCGUGGUAAGAAAGCAACGCCACCUCCGGCCACAGAAGAACCACUCGCCGAAAGCGACGAUGAAGGGGAAACUGUGAAAUCAGAACCUCCGAAGAAGCGCGUUGGGAGACCACGGAAGAAUCCCUUACCUGAGGAGCCCGCUGUCGCCAAAAUCGAAGCCGCACCUAAACCUCGAGGACGACCGAAGGGUUCUCAAAAUACGCCAAAGCCGACAACUACGCGCAAGACUACUCGAAAGGCUACUAGCCCUGAGACCGUACCCGAUGAGUCAGGGCCGAAGAAGAUUAUCAUAAACCCGAACGCCAUACGAUCCAAUCUUCUCCGCGGUCCGGCAAAGAAGAAGACUGUGACGUUCCAAGAUCUGGCCGAAUCGGGAUCGGAUGAGGAGGAAGAGCCCGCUGCUUCAACCGCUGGACGAAGAAAUGCAGCUACAAGGGGUGCUGGAAAACCUGGACUUGGCUCAACUCCUGUUCGUAAGCACGCGGCGGCAACUGGCCGGGGACGCAAGCCUGCAGCGGCGAAGAAGGAUGCUUCUCAGCCUCUUUCCCCCAAAAAGGCGAAGCAAGUAGCGAAGUCUCUUUCCGCUUAUGCCAGUUCUGACGGUGAGGAGGACGAGCUGAGUGCCGCAAAGGAUGACUCCAAAAGUCCAGUUAAAUUGGUAGUCCAUUCGCCUGCCAAAGAUAUCACCGAGCGCGUGGGGAUGGCAUCUCCUGUUCGCAAGAUUAACUUCACACCGAGGAAGACUCCCACUAUUAUCGACGAGAACGGGGAUCUGAAACUCCCGACGCCCAAACACGGAUCAGCAACUACAGGUCUUAGCUCCCCAGUGAGGAAAAUCAACUUUACGCCAAAUCGCAGCCGAAACGCCGUCGCCAGCAAUGACCAUCUAGCUCUUCCACCCGGAAAACCAAUCGACUUCAGUGAUUCUGUCUUCAUGUCUAGCCCAGCCAGGCGACCCGAGGCAUCCCCGUCUCCUUUCAAAUUCAGCCGCAGGGACAGUCCCAACGGUGGUUUUUCCCACUCAGUCCCGACCCCUAAUUUCACCCCGGGCCAUGAAUCCCCACUCAAGAUGUCUCCUAGGAAGGGUCACCUGGCUGCGUCUUUCUCAGGUACACCUUCUAAAGCUGCGACUCCGUUAUUCCAGGCCCAGUCUUCUCUGAUCCAAAGUCCAGCUAAGAGAAUAGCUUCUCCAUUCAAAACUUCUUUAUUUUCUUCCAAAGCUACGAUCAAUGAGGAGAGCGACGAGACUUUCGCUGGAUCUGCCAUCAAGGCCAAGAAAUUUGCUUCUCCUUCAAAGGACUUCCAACCCUUCGGUGGCGAUGAGGAUCUGGAGAUGGUGGAAGAAGUGGCUCGUGAUAUCUUCGGAAUCGAGUUGCAGUCUGACAGGAAAUCCUCAUCCGCUUCACCAUUGUCAAGAGAAUCACCAAAGCCCGAACCAGUAGAGGAGCCUCAAUCGACUCCCGCCAAAGCUGUUGAAUAUGAUGCCAUGAGCGAAUCUAGUGAGGAGGAUGUUGAACCAGUCUCGGAUCAUGAAUUAACACUUGCUGAAGCUGGUGAAUAUGACUUUAUGAGUGAAUCUGAGGAUGCGGAUAUCGAUGAGAAAUUGGAAGAACUGCAUGAAGAAAUUCGCCGCGAACCCGAAGACACGGAUACAUUCUGCUUCAAUACCAUGGAAGAACUUCAGGAGCCUUUCCAAAAUCUUGAAGAACCGAAAUUCUUUGAUUUUGACAUGAAUUCCGAUGAGGCUGAUCCGAAUAAGGAGCCGGCGGUUGAAGAUCAGGGCUGGUGUGAACCAGAAUUGCUCUCUGACACUGCAGAGCCUACUGAUGAACCAGCCGUGUCACUGGAGACAGAAACAGAUAUUUUUGAAAUACAGUCUAUGGAAGUGCCAUCCUCUCCUUCUCCGCCAUCCGAACCCACACUCGGACUGGAUGCUCUCGAGGAAACGCAAUCUGCCCGAUCGGUUCACGAGGACUGGUCCGAGCAGGAAGAAGUUGAGCAGGAAGAGGCUGAUCAGGUGGAAAACCUCGCUGCAUCCAUCCGCUACCCAGAUGAGGAGCAGGAUAUGGAGAGCGAAGAAGAGGACAUGUUGGAGGAUGAAUUUGCUCUUGCGCAAUCCGAAGCUGCGUUUUCGGAGACUCCUCAACCUCGCUCACCAUAUCAACAGAACGAGGGCGAGCAGAACACCAGCCCGUUCCCUAAUAUGCAAUCUAUUCCUCCCCUAGCACCUACUCCUCCAGCCGGUGGGAUGACCCCUAUGUCCACACAAUACGAGGAGGGCCAGGAAAGUGUCAAGUCUAUUGAUCGACUUUUCGACAUCAACUACUCACCGCGCCCUCUCACUCAAGAGAGCCCCUUCGACACUACUCUGACUGAUGUCCCCUCUCCUGUUGUGCCGAGUGUCUCCAACACCCCUCGUGUUCAAAACAACCGGAAGUCUGUCGCAGGAGUCGACUUGGGAUUCACCCCUCUAGCAGACCGGUUUGACGGCUGGCAAACCAAAAUUGCGACUCAAGAGAGGACACCCCGGCCACGACGACGUGGUGUGUUUUCUCUUGUCGGCCCCCUGGACAAGGCCACCGAGAACAGUCCUACGGCCCAGGAAGACGAUGUAUCAUACCCUGACCUCUCACGCACUCCCCUCGCCAAUAGCCCAAAUUUGUUCGUCGAUCUACCUCUCCGCCUUUCUGUCUCCCCAACAAGAUCUCCUACACGUUCUCCCCUGGCCGAACGGGAUCAUGAGAUGAUUGGAUCACCGGGCAAGAGCAACAUCUUCGAGGAUGACGAUUCUGUUAUCAUUGAGAAUGAAGAAACUGAACAAAUCAAACCACAAGAGGGGACUCCUGCCCAUGAACCUUCAGACGAUGAAUCCCAGGAUUCUUCUGAUGAGGACAAGGAGAACUCGGACACGACUCCCCUUGCCCCAGCCACCCCAGUAAGGCCCGUGCCGGAACAAAGCCGGAUGGUUCACACUGUCUCGAAGGUGCCGCUCAGAGCCGAGGGUGACGUCUCACCCUUGAAGCUUCCCCGAAAGCGCGGCCACUCCCUUGCCAGCGCAUCUCCCACUCGCUCCUCUCCUCGCGUUCCCAAGCCCAUCUUCCCCCAGCGGACUGGAAGCAUGCCCUCGUUCUCUCCUCACAAGGCACCGCGAGUGUCGCGAAGCCCAAGUCCCAAGCGUCGCUGCAGUGCUCCUAGGCGCUCCAGUGGAAGGGUCACAGACAUGACACCAACGAAGGCCCCAUCCAUCGCUGCAAGCCCAGCGAAGACUCCGCGCCCUAACUUCAACCCUAGCAGUCAGGCUCUAUGCGGUGCUGUUGUGCACGUCGACGUCCAUACCACCGAGGGCGAAGAUGCUUCAGGCAUUUUCCUCGAACUUCUGCAACAAAUGGGCGCCCGAUGCGUAAAGUCGUGGUCUUGGAAUCCCCGAGCCAGUCUUUCCCCAGUUGAUGACGUGGACCCCAAGGAGGCUAACUCUAAAGUGGGUAUCACCCAUGUGGUAUACAAGGAUGGUGGAUUGCGUACACUGGAGAAGGUCAAGCAUGCGGCUGGCCUGGUCAAGUGUGUUGGUGUCAACUGGGUUUUGGACUGCGAAAGAGAGAAUAAGUGGCUCGACGAGACCCCAUACACUGUUGACUGCUCGAUCAUCCCUCGGGGCGGAGCCAAGCGCCGCAAGAGCAUGGAGCCGCGUGCGUUGAGCAACGUCAAUGGCACUCUUGUGCGCACUGCGGAGCCAUCCACUCCCUCUGCCAGUGGUCGUCGCCACGGUGCCAACCUUGGGGCGAUCGAGACUUUCCGCAAGAUCACCCCGCCAACGCCAGUUCAAGUGCCAUCAACCCCUGAGCAAUCCAAUGAUCACUAUGCCAUUCCUCAAACCCCCGGCUACAACUUCGCCAACCUUGACGCUAUUGGCAUGUCUCCUGCCACCCCUUACUUCUUGUCCAACCGCAAUAAGCUUGUCCAGCAGUCCUGUCCACCUAAGCAGAGCCAACAGGGUCUGUUCUCGACGAGCAAGCCUAGCACACGUCGUGAACUAUUUGACGACGACGACGAUGAUGAGAGACGCAAGCAACGUACUCGCAUGGAAGCCGCACGGCGCAAGACCAACCUCUUCAAACCCUCCGCUGGAAGUCCACUGAAGCGGUGA